AUGGUAUAAAUAGAUAAAGGAAAAUUACUUUUUGAGUUCAGUGAUUUCGACUUGUCGGGAAUUCUAAAAGAAUGUAUGAGUUUAAUAUAAUUUCAAGCUUAAUUAAAACAAAUAAAUUUACUUUUAGAAAUAAAUGCCAAUAUAGCAUAUAUACGAUCAGAUGAAAAAAGAAUUAAAUAAGUAGUUUUGAAUUUACUUUCAAAUUCAAUAAAAUUUACUCAUGAAGGACAUAUUAAAUUAAAAAUAUACUUAGCUGAAUAAAAAACUAUUUGUGUGGAGGUUUCUGAUACUGGAAUAGGUUUUAGAGAACAUUAAAAAUAAUACAUAAUAGAUGCUUUAAAAAAUAAUAAUGAUAAUAUUCUUGUAGAUGAUGUUUUUGGUUUAGGAUUUGGACUUUCUAUAUCGAAUAUUUUGGCUAAAGGAUUGAGCGGUGGUAAUAAAAGUAUAGAAUUAUCUUCAUAAUAAAAUAAAGGGUCUAUUUUUAAGUUUUAUAUAAAAAAUCAUACUAGUGAUGUUAUAUGUUGUGAAAUGGUUUAAAGAGAAUGUCUUGUUCAUAAUUAGAAUCAUGUAAUAUAAUAGAUUAUUAAGAUAAUUAUGGAAGAAAUUUAAGUAAUGAAAUGA
Molecule: messenger RNA, 621 nt
Organism: Ichthyophthirius multifiliis
Lineage: Eukaryota; Ciliophora; Oligohymenophorea; Hymenostomatida
Exons: 3
Biological process (GO): phosphorylation
Molecular function (GO): transferase activity, transferring phosphorus-containing groups
Source: RefSeq, a predicted model, not a curated record